Messenger RNA from Girardinichthys multiradiatus, 4079 nucleotides. RefSeq names its product LYL1 basic helix-loop-helix family member (gene lyl1). The record is from RefSeq and is a predicted model, not a curated record. The transcript has 5 exons. Gene Ontology annotation, molecular function: DNA-binding transcription factor activity, RNA polymerase II-specific; RNA polymerase II cis-regulatory region sequence-specific DNA binding; protein dimerization activity. Lineage: Eukaryota; Metazoa; Chordata; Actinopteri; Cyprinodontiformes; Goodeidae. Gene Ontology annotation, biological process: regulation of transcription by RNA polymerase II. Bases 1173 to 2546 code for a protein of 457 amino acids.
GCUGGUGGUGGGGGACCGCGGAGGGGUAGUUGUGGUUCCUUAUCUGCAGACCACAGGCAGCUUUGAGCCUCUUAUCAGCUGCCACCACAUUGUACUAGCACAUCCUCUUGUCCAGCAGGGAGCGGAAAACUCUCCUUGCAACACGGUUCCCUUUCUCUCCCACCUCUCUUCACUCUCCCACCUCUCCUUCACCAGAACCAGAACUCUGGCAACCAACUAAAUCAUUGUGUCUUUUUGGCGAAGAAGUGGGAUAGGGAUAGACGGAUUGGCAAAAGACACAGAUUUGAAGGGGAUUCACGUGUGUCUAAAGGCAUUUUUGAGUAAUGUCAGACAGUUUGGCUCCAGUUGUGACCUCAGAUACCGACAGGCGGACGCUGACGGGCUUGCAUGGAGUGCGGCUGAGCAGAGGGAGGAGGGAGACGGCGUUUAAGUGCUGCACACAUACAGCAUGCGCCUUCUCAGAUCAUUUCGACUCUGAUGGAUUUUGCAAGACAGACAGACAAGGAGCCACACAUUAUGUGUCACAGAUUCUUUGAUAUCUGUCCAAACUUAAAGGAUCUCGGCCCUUUCAAAUCCUUUCAGGGAUUUUGAGUCACAUCCUCAGAGUAUACACACACACACACACACACACACACACUAGAGAUAGUCACUGGAGGCUUGUUUAGAAUAUACACUUUGCCACUCAGGAUGUAUUGUAAGAAAGUUACUGACAUCUACAUUAAAUUAGAACACAGGACCAACCUCUGCUGUACACCGUAGCUGGGUCCAGGGGUAAAGAAGUGACCCUUCAUUCAGGACUUUGAGAAGUGCAAUGCUUUAGUUACCACACACUGACCAGAAAGUCAUCAGAAAAAAAAGUCAGAGUGGUUCAGAUCGAAGCUUUCAGGGAGCUGUAUGUCAUCUGAAGCUACAACAUCUAAGGCACAAGAGACCUUCAUGCUGACCCUGCAAACACUAAUAGGAUCAGAUGGGUUUUUGAUUAAUUAGAGGAAACUCUACCUUGAAGAAGAAGACCUGAUCAAAGUCAAAGGAGUUAGGGCCAGACGUCAUCUUUACAUACUUUUAUUGAUGAACAUGACACCAUUAGUUUAUCUCACGGUUGAUGAAGAGGAGCAUCUUCUGAAAGAAGCACAAGGUUGGUAGUGACUAUAUUUUCCAAAGAUCUCACCACCAUGAUGGAAAAACUGAAACAUUCUGCUCCACCCGCCUCGCUUCCUGACCUACCUUGUACCACCUCCUCUUCCUCUCCAUCAUCUUCAUCCUCUUCACCCUCCUGUGCAUCUGUGGAGCCACACAGUCCUUCAGCAUCCUUGGAUCACAUUGGAAGCCCACCCCCCAUAAAUAAUACUGGGCUAACGGAACAUAUGAAUGUCUCUACUGCAGCCAUGACUCGGUGUCCCAUCAUCCUGACAACAGUGUUGAGCAGUCACCAAGCAGGUGCAUCUGAUACACCUGAGUCAAUCGUUAGGGAGACGGAGCAAGAUGACGAGGUGGGAAAACUGGAGGGAUCAAAAAGCUCUGCCUCUAAUGCAGCUGAAUCAACAGAGAGGUCCCCAACCCUUUCUUCUCCACCUCCACUGCUUCCAGCUCCAGCCAAGACUUCUCCUUGCCCUCUGCCCCCUACGACUUCCACUGCUGUCCUCUCAUCAUCCUCACUCUCUUCUCUUCCUCCACACAUUCCAGUCAUCAGCCUCGGUCACAGCAAGCCCCGUUUACCUCUCCUCAAUACCCAUUUGACUGCCCUCCACCCAAUUCCCAGCCUCAUACAUGGACCAAACGGGGACAUUUGGCGGAGCCAGCAGAACUGUUUAACCAUGGUCAGUCCUGGAGCUUCGGGAUUAUCUGGAGAUCCUGGAGGCCCCUCCACUGGUCCUCCUGGGCCCCUCUUGGCUCAGCAAUACCUGCCUGCACACCCGUUCCUCACCAGUUCCUAUUUGGGACCCUCAGGAGGAAGCUAUGGUGUCAACAACAACAUCCGCAUAAAGAGGAGGCCCUCAUCUCAUUUUGAGAUGGAGAUCAACGAAUGCCCUCCUCAGAAACUUGCCCGGCGGGUGUUUACCAACAGUCGUGAGCGCUGGCGGCAGCAGAACGUGAAUGGGGCUUUCUCUGAGCUCCGAAAACUCAUUCCUACGCACCCGCCAGACAAGAAGCUUAGCAAGAAUGAAAUCCUGCGUUUGGCUGUGAAAUACAUCAACUUUCUGGUCACACUGCUCAAUGACCAGGCCCAGGACAAGAGCCAGAACUCAGCCGAGGACAAAUCGGAGGAUGAUAGCAGUGCUGCUGGGUUGGACAGUGACAGUCAGAGGACUCUGUUUCAGAGGGACCCACCGCCUGCAACAACCCGUCCUGCUGCUUUGGCAUCAGCCCACAGAGAUUCAACUGACUCAGUCAUCGCAUUGGCAAACUCUCCAGCAACAUCUAGCUGUUAUGGAGACACAGACAGCGAGGAGAGCUUUGGGGCUAAGACCUCUUUGGCGACACAUGGUAUUCUGGGAAAGGUUAAAGAUCAGAUAAGGAUGGUUGCUGCCACAAAUGAUGAGAGGUGACUCUAAAAGACAGCAAACAAAGACCUUUACAGGCACUGGAAGGAAAGUAUAACAUCUGACAAACCAAAAGCAGCCAAAAAUGUGUUUUUUCCUUCAUUCAACUAGUGUUUGAAAAUCCACUUCUAAGUCUGAAUAAAAAGUGCAUCUUGUUGGUAUUUCAUACUUUUAACAGCCUGUGUUUCUAUAGCAGUGUCCAAACAUAUAAUUAUAGUGAUAGUGAGGUUGUGGGAAUUCAUUAAACUGUUGCUUUGUGGGAGAUUGAGGCAUGAAGCAGAAUAAUCAAACAACCACAAACCAUUCAUCUGAACCAAGCUAAAGUUCACUGCAAAGUAUACAAAACCCACUUUCAAAGUUUGUCACGUUAAAAACCACAAACAUCAAUGUGUUUUAUGGGGCUUCGUAAUGUAUAAGCAAAAUUUAGAAUACAUGGUUUUCAAACUUUUUUGUUAAUAAAAAACUGAAAAGUGUGGCAUAAAAUUUGUAUUCAGCCCCCUUUCCUCUGAUAUCCUUAAAUAAAAUCCAGUGCAAUCACUUGCCCUCAGAAGUCACCUUUUUAUUAAAUAGUGUCCACCUGUGUGUAAUCUCCGUAUAAAUGUGGCUGAUCUGUGAAAGUCUCAGAGGUUUGAUAGAGAACAUUAGUGAGCAAAUAGCAUCAUGAAGACCAGGGACCACUGCAGACAGUUAAGAUAGAAAGGUGUGGAGAACUAAAACUGCACAUCACCCUGAACACAUCAUCAUAAAACAUGGUGGUGUCAACAUCAUUCUGUGGGGAUGCUUUUCUCCAGCAACGACCUGUGCUGGAUUGGCCAUUCAAAGUCCAGACCUAAAUCUAAUUUAAAGUCUGUGACAGGACUUGAUAAUUGAUGCUCACAGAUGCUCUCUGUCCAUUUUGGCUGAGCUUGAGCUAUUUUAAAAGGAAGAAAUGGGCUAAAAAAAAAAGUAAUUGCAGCAAAAGGUGUUUCAAGAAAGUAAUUAUCCUGUGGGAUGAAUACAAAUGCAUGCUGGAUAUUUCAGAAUGUUUUAUUUGUAAAGUAUUUUAAAAACCAACGUAUUAUUGUUCUUCCACUUAACACAAAUGGCCUACUUUGUAUUAUUCUAUUACUAUAUUCUAUUAUAACACAUGGAUGUUUGAGGUUUUGAAAAUGUGAAAAGGUUGAAGUUUUAUGAAUAAUUUUACAAGGUACUGCCACCUUCAGAUAAGGCAACAGCCAUUCUGGGUUCACACAGGUUCCAGUAACGUCUUGCCUCUGCUCAAGAUUAAUUUAUAUUGAAAAGUUCAGGCAAAAAUGGCUCUACAUUUUUCAACCCACAAAAAUGUCUUGCAUUAAUUGUAUUUUGCUCCAGUCUGCAUCUCAGAAGUUUACAUGUACAGUUGUGAUCUUCACUGCACCAGCAGAAAAGCUCAUGGUAUUUGCUGUAUUUAACAUUCCUCCUGUUCUUGUUGGAAAGCAGCGGGAUCGAUGGUUUCACCAUGAAGUUGUGACACACUUCCACCAGACAAUAAUAAAGUGUGUUUUAGUUUGCUGUUCCUUA